Pyrenophora tritici-repentis Pt-1C-BFP is the source of this 1242-nucleotide messenger RNA. RefSeq names its product MelB, Na+-melibiose symporter and related transporter. The record is from RefSeq and is a predicted model, not a curated record. Gene Ontology annotation, molecular function: transmembrane transporter activity. NCBI's taxonomy places the organism in Eukaryota, Fungi, Ascomycota, Dothideomycetes, Pleosporales, Pleosporaceae. Gene Ontology annotation, biological process: transmembrane transport. Gene Ontology annotation, cellular component: membrane.
AUGGACCGCCAGCAUUCCACGCAUCAUGAAAAGCAGCAAGAUGAUCUUGAGCUCGCAAAGACGAAAUCCAUAGCGGAAACCAUGUCCCCCAUGCGCGAGUUUCUCUUCGUAGGACUACUGUGUUCGGCGCAAAUGGUCACACAAAUAGGCCUUUGUAGCGUCUUGACCAUCCUCCACAUAAUCGGGUCCGAUCUUGGCAUCACUGACCCGGGCGUUCUCGCAUGGUUGAUAGCAGGGUAUUCGCUGACGGUUGGUGGUGCGAUAAUAGGCGGAGCAUUUGCAGGUCUAUGGUCGCUUUUGUGGUGGCCGUGGUCAUUCUGGGCUUUUGGAGUCGCCCUCUUCGCAAUCGCCAUUCUAUCCAUGUUUAUCCUCCCAUCAGUGCCUUUGGAUCCGGAGAUACGCAGUCUUUCGUACAAGGAGCGGAUUCGAGAGCUGGAUUUGCUUGGUGCAACAGUCGGCAUCACGGCCAUGAUUCUCUUCAACUUUGCGUGGAACCAAGCUCCGGGCUUCGGAUGGGAGCAGCCGUAUAUCUACGCAAUGUUGAUUGUGGGCAUCCUUCUCUUUCCUGUCUUCUUCUGGAUUGAGAUCAAGGUGUCUGAGAAACCACUAAUUCCGCUCGAUGCACUCAGUACGGACGUCUCGUUUGUGCUGACAUGCAUCAUGUGUGGCUGGGCUGCUUUUGGCAUUUGGGUUUACUACUACUUCCAGUUUUUGCAACGACUGCGAGGCGAAUCGCCACUUCUCACCAUAGCGCACACAUGUCCUGUGGCGAUAUCGGGAUUCAUCGCCGCCAUCACUACCGGCCAUGUCAUCUCGCGCAUCGGUCCGGGCUGGGUCAUGCUCAUCAGUAUGCUUGCCUUCUUGACAGGUAACAUACUCGUUGCUACCAUGCCCAUACAGCAAAUCUACUGGGCGCAGGCUUUUGUGACAACCUUGGUCAUUCCUUGGGGCAUGGAUAUGAGCUUCCCGGCUGCUACGCUGAUCAUGAGCAACGCUGUGGCAAAGAGGCACCAGGGCAUGGCCGCCAGUCUGGUGAAUACAGUGGUGAACUACAGUAUCAGCAUUGGUGUAGGUAUUGCGGGUACAGUGGAGGCGCAUGUGAAUAAUGGUGGGACAAGGGUAGAAGAUGAGCUGGCUGGGUAUCGUGGGGCGUUGUAUGUCAGCGUAGGGUUGAGCGGCAUUGGUGUCGUGACUAGUUUGGUGUUCCUGCUUAAGAUGUGGAUGAGGCAAAGGAGGACAUGA